UGAAAUACAAAAUCUCGAUCAGCAGUAAUAGCGUCCGUCCAUUUUCUGCCUAAGAGCUGUAAUUAGUUUUCAGACUAAUCAAGAAUAGGUACUAUGAUUCCUCUCAGAAAAUUGCAAGAGAUAGUGAUUCCUAUGAACAUGGUGGCAUCAAAUGCUGUGAAGCAGCUGACCAGCUCACAAUCAGUGCCCAUUCGUGGUAUUGCAAAAGUCAUGAGUAGUAAUGGAAAUGUGAACAAGUUUACGAAACGGACACAUUCUUGUGGAGACCUCACUGAGAAGCAUGUGGGAAGUGUGGUGAAAUUAUUUGGCUGGCUUGAGUUUCAACGAAUGGGGAAGUUUAUUACAUUAAGAGACUCCUAUGGCUCAACUCAGCUAGUUAUACCAAAAGAGAGAAGAGAUCUCACUGAUGUUAUAAAAAAUACCCCAUACGAGUCCAUCUUGUCUGCUACUGGAGUUGUUCAAGAAAGACCUCAAGGUCAGGAAAAUACUGAUAUGAAGACUGGGGGUGUAGAAGUUCAUAUUUCUGAUUUGAAUGUAGUGAGUUUGGCAAAAAAACAGUUGCCCUUCAGCAUUCGAGACUUCAAUAAGGCAAAGGAACCGCUACGGCUGAAACACCGUUAUCUUGAUUUGCGAUUUGCGGACAUGCAACACAAUCUUAGACUCAGAUCUCAAGUCACUAUGAAAAUGAGGGAAUAUCUCUGUGCAUCUGGAUUUGUGGAUGUGGAAACGCCUACAUUAUUUCGCAGAACUCCUGGGGGUGCACAAGAAUUCGUUGUGCCAACACAACUUCCUUCCCGCUUUUACUCUCUGGUGCAGAGCCCUCAGCAGUUCAAACAAAUGUUAAUGGUUGGAGGAAUAGAUCGUUACUUCCAGAUUGCUCGAUGUUACAGAGAUGAAGGUGGACGAUCCGACAGACAGCCUGAAUUCACACAGCUUGACAUUGAAUUAUCUUUCCCUGAUAGAGAUGGUAUUCUGCAACUGAUAGAAGAAAUGCUUGUCUACUGUUGGCCUGAAGAAACAGAGCCAAUAUCUGCACCAUUCCCUCAGCUGACAUAUCAUCAGGCCAUGAAACUCUAUGGUACAGACAAACCUGAUACAAGAUUUAUGAUAAAGAUCCAUGAUGUCACCAAACUCCUAGUGAAGUAUGGACCUACAUGGUUCGAAAAUAACAGCUACUCUUCUUCUAUGACAGUGAAGGCUCUUGUUUUCCCAAAUGUAUCUGACUAUUUAUCAGAGAGCAUGAGGAGAUAUUUUAAAAAGUCUUUCGCCGAAAAUUAUGCUUCAGAAAAGCUGAUCAUAAUUCCUGUUGGGAAUAAUUCAGAAAACAUGUCUCUUAUAGAGGACAUAAAUUCUAUGAUGGAAGACACAAGGAAAAAUCUCCAAUUGAAAGGUGGAGAUCUGUUAUACUUGGCUGCUGGUUUGGAAAACCGUGUUCUGCCAGCAUUAGGGAAAAUUCGAGAAGAGUUCAUAGCUCACUUGACAGCUGAAGGUGCUGAAGGAUACACAACAAAAAAAUUUAGUCCUUUGUGGGUUGUAGACUUUCCACUAUUUUUGGAAGGAGAUAUGCAGGGAAGUGUAGUGUCAGCACAUCACCCAUUUACACAACCACAUCCAGAUGACCUUCCUUUGUUGGAAAUGGAGCCUUUAAAGGUCCGUGGACUACAUUAUGACUUAGUCAUCAAUGGCUGUGAAGUUGGUGGAGGUUCCAUUCGUAUCCAUGAUGCAGCGCUGCAGACUUUUAUUCUUAAGAACAUUCUACAAAUCGAACCGAACUCUCUUCACCACCUUAUCGAUGCUCUACAGAGCGGAUGUCCACCACAUGGCGGCAUUGCAUUAGGUAUCGAUCGGCUAAUGUCAUUGCUGUGUCAUACAUCAAGCAUUCGGGAUGUAAUUGCUUUUCCAAAAGGCAUUGAUGGUAAGGAUUACAUGUCAGGAGCGCCUGUUCCAAUAACAGAAGAGGAACAGAAACUAUAUCAUAUUAGAAGUGUACCUCAGAAAUCUGAAAACAGUAUUACCAACACGCAUAGCUCUGCUGUGUAAUUACUUCGCUUUGCUCAGUUUGUUUAUAUAAAACUUCUUCUCAUUUGCUGCAACUGUACUUAGGUAUUAGGUUUUGUAUAUUACUCAGCAUUUAUAAGUCUUUAUGUGAAAUAAUUCUUGGUUUUUAUUUUGGUCAUUGUUAUAUACGUCUCACCCUAGUAUUUG
This is a messenger RNA of Schistocerca gregaria, 2205 nucleotides long. RefSeq names its product aspartate--tRNA ligase, mitochondrial-like. Gene Ontology annotation, cellular component: cytoplasm; mitochondrion. The transcript is spliced from 13 exons. The coding region runs from base 94 to 2040 and encodes 648 amino acids. Gene Ontology annotation, molecular function: nucleic acid binding; ATP binding; aspartate-tRNA ligase activity. The record is from RefSeq and is a predicted model, not a curated record. NCBI's taxonomy places the organism in Eukaryota, Metazoa, Arthropoda, Insecta, Orthoptera, Acrididae. Gene Ontology annotation, biological process: aspartyl-tRNA aminoacylation.